Molecule: messenger RNA, 3684 nt
Organism: Tremella mesenterica DSM 1558
Lineage: Eukaryota; Fungi; Basidiomycota; Tremellomycetes; Tremellales; Tremellaceae
Exons: 18
Coding region: 1-3684 (1227 amino acids)
Source: RefSeq, a predicted model, not a curated record
AUGUUCGUCGCCGGUCUAUGGUCUUCCUCAGGUCGGGAUCGCAGUGCUUCCAGUGCUUCAGCUUCGAAUGUAGCCGGACCUAGCUCCAGAGGACGUGCUGGGACCAUCACCAGCUCGGACCCUGCUGUCACUCUUGCUCAAGCCCCACUCGCGGCUUUCACUUCGCCAAGGAGCCUACAGAGAGGUUUGCCGUCCAGUCCACCUGCAGUCAGGUCACCACCAUUGGGGGGACCCACUUCUCCCCGCGAGGACGAGACCGAGUCUACGCUCGGCAAGGAUGUUCUCGCGGUUCCGGAUGACAGUAACAACAGGGGACUUGCGGAACAGGCGACGGAAGGAUCAGAACGAGAUGUGGAAUUUGAAACUCUUCUCAGUGAUUUGCGGGGAUCACUGGAAGGCUUAGGAGAGAAAACGAAAGUAUGGCUUCCAUACGACAAGAGAAAGAACUUUCGAAUAGUCAUGGUGGAUAAGGUAUCUCGCAAAGCUCCACCACAAUCGACAGUUGAUCAAGCUCCUCAUUCGACACUCUCACCUUAUACGACGACCUCACCCAUGUGUCCUGAUGGUCUUAUCUCACCCAUUUGGAUCCGCAAACAUGCUGAAAUGGUCCCUUCAGUCUUUGUCCUCUUUCUCAGACUUUACGAAGUCCAGAGCCCCUCUCCAGAUCUCAGUCCGGAACAUCAGAAUGCGUUCAACGCCGAAGAGAAGCAGAGAGAAAAGGAGCUUGAUGAGAUGAUGAUAAGGGAGAUCGCUGAUCGACGACGUCGACUUGGUGAGCGGGGUAUCAAGCUUACUGUCGUAUUAAUGGCGAGUGCUAUUACUUUGGAUUCUCCAACCCUGGAUGCUCGCUUGUCGCAUCUACGGCGCUCUUCAUCUCUCUCCUCAAAAGCGUCUCUCUUUGUCCUGACUCCUGUCCCGGCUGAUCAGCUCGCCGAAUUUGUGGCUUCCCUCCAAGAGUCGCUGUACGACUCAGCCAUGGAAUACUAUGCCAAUCACAUCAAAAAGAUCCGCAGGAAACGUGGUCGUAUCGCAGGGCUACCUCAGUUCACGCAGCCUUCCGUGCUGAAUGGGGGGAUCAAGAUGCUCGGACCACACGGAUGGGCCGUGAGAUAUGAUUGGAAAGCCGCUUGGUUUUCUGAGAUUCGAGGAGAUCUGGACAUUGCACGGAGAUACUAUGAGGAAUGCUGGAACGAAUUAGUCCGAAUGUUCAGUUCAACACAAAUCUUACCGCCGAGAAGUAAACGUUGGGCAGAGGCCAAAGUCUUAGCAGACUGCGUAGCGAUCAGAAUUUGUCGACUUUGGUUAUACAGCGGCGAAAGCACAAAAGUUCUCGAGCCUUUUAACCUGCAUUUACACCGAUUUGGUGAUCUAUCCCGUGGUUGGGGUAUCGGUGAAGAGACUUAUGAGUUUUGGUCUUGGCUCUCUCGAGAAUAUCGCAUUUUUGCGGAGCUUCUGGAGGAAGCAGUCAAACAAGGUCACCAAAUCACACCCUCGGCAUUACCCACUUUCCCCACUCCACUCGCUGCAGCUCAUCCCCCAACACCUGACUAUUAUGCCACUCCAACCUCUUCUGCGAAUCCUUUAAUGUUCCUUCAAGGACCUGCAUACUACUACUAUACGGCGGCGGCUUGCUCGGUGGAACGCAAGCGGAAGUUUGAAGAUGCGCUCUCUGCUGAGGUAUGUCCUUAUAGUAAUACUCCGGCUCCGGGUUUGAAUACUGAGAAGACUGUUGAUCAUGCUGCUUUGAUCGGGGAGGUAAGUCGAAUAUAUGCAGAUGACCGUAAGAAACGGGAGAGACGACCAAGUCGAGUGGCCCUGUAUAUGUCAUUUCGGAUGGCGGAGGUGUAUUGUCAGGCUGGACAGUAUGAGAUGGUCAUGAGUCACUUCGAUAAGCUCGCCGAGGAGUUCAGACGUGACGGCUGGCCCAUCGUCGUCCGACAGAUCCGUGAACUAUGGUACGAAGCAGCACAACGAACAGGUAACGUCGAAGUUGCUGCUCGUCUCCUCUGGGAGAUGCUAGCACCUUCAAGUGGAGUGGAGACCGAAGAUCGCUCUGCACUUCAAGAGGAUAUCCUGUCACUUCUGCGGACGACCAAACCAUCUACUGCGGAACCACUUAUAGUGACAUUUGUUCCAUCUUCUGCGUUUUUGGACAUCAAAGCUGGCUUCUGGGAGAGGACAUGUCAAUCUGGACAAACAGCUCCAUUUCAGAUCACUCUGGCGUGUCCGGAAGAAGUCGACAUUUCCAACAUACGAUUCACCAAGCUCAAGGUUGUCUUCUCUGACGAGAAGUUCAAUUCAACAGUUGUGGAUUCGCCAGAUAUCACCGAAUCCGUGACCCUACUGGACCUAGGUAUGAUUCAAGAGAAGUCUGAACUAGACACGAUUCAGACGGCGCUACGUUGGACGCCGGGGCACAAACUCACCAUCCAUGGCCAAGUUGGCGGUGUGGCCGAUUCCGAGAUCAAAAUCACGUCGGUUAUUCUCGAAUUGAAAGAGUCAUCUUGGGACAUACAAAUCGUCUUCACUCCCGAUUUGCUAGACGAAUGGUCAACCCGGACAGACCCCCUGAUACCACUACAAGAAUUAUCUCCCACUAUCUCAUUUAUUCCUCGACCACAUAAUCUCGAUGUGGAAAUACAAUAUCAUCCUUCUGGCUAUGUCGACGAAGUUCUACCCAUUAUGAUCAAAGUGACGAAUCCUGAAGAUGUAGACUUGGAGAUUCAGAUGUCUGUCUUACUACAGUCCGGUGAACCUGGCGACACGUCGACAAUCACAUUCGACCGAAAAGAAUCUACAAACCCACUUCAAAAUCUUCCUCUGGGUAUCUUAUCACAAGGAAAUCUUGAGAAGAUACUUUACCUUCGUUGUCCUAAACCCGCAAGCAAAACAAUAGAGAUCUCUAUCCAAUCUUCCCUUUCCUCAUCAUCUGAUAAGACGAUGGAAGAGAUACAAAGAACAUUAAUCAUACCCUUCCUUUAUCCUUUCAUGUUAUCUUCCACCGUUCAAGUACACGAUACCGAUUUAAGUGGACGAAGUGCAGUGAUAUCAAGCGUUAUUUCAUGUCCUGGACCUAGACCUUUACAUGUGGAAAGUUUGAAAAUACAAUCUUUCGGAAAUGAAGAGAUAACAUAUACGAGUAGUUCUUUGGAAGUAGAACAAUUUCCUCAGUUAUGGGAUCAAGAUACAGCUUUUUCUCUUGUGGCAAAGUUUGUAUUACAGCCUAAAACUAGGAGAAAUUCAAUGGUUUUAGGUGGUAUUCCCGCCGAAUUGGUAUUCCAAUGGAGAACCGACUCAUCAUCAUCCCUUAUUCAAAGUUCUCUUCUCUUCCCUCCUAUAUCUCUCCCUCGACAUACACAAAUAUCCGCUAUAAUCUCUCAUCCUCCAUCUGCAUCCCUCAUUCAAUCAUUCAACCCCAUUCUAACAUUGAAAAAUCACACGCCACGUCCUCAUGUACUAAACGUAUUGGUAGAACCGACCGACAUGUUCGUAUGGUCCGGUCCUAGAAAUAUGCAUGUGACGGUUGGUGGUGGGGAAGAGAAAGAGGUGGGGUUGAUAAUGCGGAUGAUAGGACAAGAAGGAUGGAGGAAGAUACCGAAUGUCAGGGUAUGGGAAGAAGGGAUAGGAGGGAGAAGUGAAAUUGUUGUUGGAGGUAAAGAAGGGAAGGUGUUGGUUAGACCAUGA